Messenger RNA from Cryptomeria japonica (Japanese cedar), 1626 nucleotides. Its product is annotated as elongation factor 1-gamma. Lineage: Eukaryota; Viridiplantae; Streptophyta; Pinopsida; Cupressales; Cupressaceae. Gene Ontology annotation, molecular function: glutathione transferase activity; translation elongation factor activity. Bases 150 to 1415 code for a protein of 421 amino acids. The transcript has 7 exons. Gene Ontology annotation, biological process: translational elongation. The record is from RefSeq and is a predicted model, not a curated record.
AAACUUUUCAAAACCCUAAAAUAACCCAAUCAUCAGCUGAUAUAUAAAGCAUCGGGCGGUUUGAAAGCAUAUAUUUGGUGUAAAAUACAAAAAGGUUGUCACUGCGCAGGUUUUGUUCUGACGACGUUAGGGUUGCAGCAACAGCAAAAAUGCUGAUUUUACAUGCAGGAGAAGGCAAUAAAAAUGCAGCUAAGGCACUCAUUGCUGCAGAGUAUGCUGGUGUAAAAAUCAGCCGAGCACCAAAUUUUGAGAUGGGUGUAACAAAUAAAACCCCAGAAUUUCUCAAAAUGAAUCCUAUUGGCAAGAUUCCUGUUCUGGAGACACCUGAUGGGCCUGUUUUUGAGAGUAAUGCCAUUGCACGUUAUGUUGCACGAUUGAAAGGUGAUAACUCCCUAUUUGGGUUUUCUUUAAUUGAUUAUGGUCAUGUUGAACAGUGGAUUGAUUUUUCUUUUUCGGAGAUUGAUAUAAAUAUCUCACGAUGGUACCUUCCUCGAAUUGGAUAUGGAGUUUAUCUUCCCCCAGCAGAAGAAGCUACAAUUGCUGGGCUCAAGAGAGGUUUAGGUGCAUUGAAUACUUACCUUGCUACAAACACCUACCUUGUUGGACAUUUCAUAACCCUGGCAGACAUUGUUAUGACUUGCAACUUGUACCUUGGUUUCAUUCGUUGUAUGACCAAGGAUUUCACUAAAGAGUUUCCUCACGUUGAAAGGUAUUUUUGGACCAUGGUCAAUCAGCCAAAUGUCAAGAAGAUUUUGGGUGAAGUUAAACAAGCAGAUGCUGUUCCUCCAGUUGCACAAACAAAUAAAAAAGUCAGUCAGCCUAAAGAGCAGAAGCAAAAGCCUAAGGAAGCGCCCAAAAAGGAACCUGCAAAGCCCAAGGUCGAAGAUCCUCCAACUGGGGAGGAGGAGGAGGAGGCACCAAAGCCAAAGCCCAAAAAUUCUCUUGAUCUUUUACCACCCAGUAAAAUGAUUCUUGAUGAAUGGAAGAGGCUUUACUCAAACACAAAGACCAACUUUCGGGAGGUUGCUAUUAAAGGUUUUUGGGAUAUGUAUGAUCCAGAAGGAUAUUCCUUGUGGUUCUGUGAAUACAAAUACAACGAAGAGAAUACUGUUUCCUAUGUUACACUGAACAAAGUUACAGGCUUCUUGCAACGGAUGGAUCUGGCACGCAAGUAUGCAUUUGGGAAGAUGCUCAUCAUUGGUCAAGAACCUCCUUUCAAAGUCAAGGGGUUAUGGCUCUUGCGUGGGCAGGAGAUCCCGCAAUUUGUUAUAGAUGAGUGCUAUGAUAUGGAGCUAUAUGACUGGACUAAGGUGGACAUUAGUGAUGAGGUACAGAAAGAACGAGUUAAUGCCAUGAUUGAAGAUCAAGAACCCUUUGAGGGUGAGCCUCUGUUGGAUGCCAAAUGUUUCAAGUGAUCCAAUAUUUUGGUUUCGGAGGUUUGGGCUUGUGUUACAGUAGUAAUAUAAUUUUCUGAAUUUUUGGUACAAUUUAAACAUACCAAACUUCAAGGCAAUUUUUUUAAUGAUGAGUUGCCUUUCAGAGUUCGGAGAGAGAUUUAAGUGUAAUGACUAGAUUGAUUUCGACAGAUUGAAUUAAUUAUCUGAAUUGCCGUUGCUACUAUUUAAA